AAUCAUACAAAAAUAUGAGAAGUUUAUUAUUACUAAUAUUAGACAGYAAUUCUUCUAUAUACAUUUAAACACAUUGGGUUAGGAUUGUUUUCUGUAAAUAUGCAAUGUGUUUAAUGUUCUGUCAGUUGUCAUUUCCUGUGUUUUUAACAGCUUUUAACUAAAGAUUUAACUUGACUUUUAUUCAAUGGUUCUUGCUUGUUUGUCCCCUCUGUGGUAUAUUGUGAUGUUACUGUAUGGGCGACCAGAAAUUAAACUCAGAUUUUUAUUGUGCAAGCACCAGCACAGUGUACAGAGGCAGAAAAAGGGUUUUGCAGACAUUGGAGAGCGUAAAGGAAGAGAGAAAAUAACGAYGAACCCAAAAGGAAAUGUGUGCGGAAAAGUCGAGGCUAUAAAUCCUGACUACACUACUUCCUACCCAUGACACUGGUUUCAUCGCUGCUCUCAAGUCAUACCCCACCUCUCCGUCCUCCAGCGCUCCCUCCCUCUCUCAGCUGCUCUGCCUCUCCUCCCCUCCCUUCUCGGGGAUGGUGUAGCUCUCUCUCGCAGUCUGUUGGAGCUGCACACAAGGAUUAGAGGAUUGCUGUGUGUCUGCUCUAAGAGUAGAAGCCAGUGGACAGAAAGCAGAAAAAUCUCUGGUGGUGGGGAAAAAAAAGAAAAGAUAGGUUUGUUUUACUGGAUAGGUGCUCUGGUUCACCUUCACCCAGCCUUUGUAUCUCAUCAAAGCUGAAGGACCACAGAGCCUUCACCUGGGAGAGAGGACAGAUAAUCCAAGGGACUAUUAAAGCCUGGAUCUCCACACGGGGAGCCAUGUGAGCGGCACCCCKCCACCAACUUGACACAAGAGAACUGCCCCAACAGAGACUCUGAGCUGGGGGGAGCGCAGCCAGGAUUUUACCCCUCUCCCUGGAACCUCUACUUUCAGGGCUAASGGACUCCCCAGGCUUGGCGAAACUCAGCGGAGGACACUCAUCUCGGGGUCGGGCUGCGAGUGCCCCUCUGGUCUGGAGACCAGCCAGCAGCACUCCAGCACCAUGGAUUACCUGCUUGGGACUGUAGUGCUGCUGUGUGUUGCAGUGCAGCUGGGCAGAGGAGUAGAGUCCAAGCACAACGUACCAAGACUAAAGCUGUCAUACAAGGAGAUGUUAGAGUCCAGUAACCUUGUCACCUUCAAUGGUUUAGCCAAUAGUUCGAGUUAUGACGCUUUUCUAUUGGAUGAGGAGAGGGGGAGGCUACUGGUCGGAGCAGAGGACCACAUCUUCUCGUUUGACCUCGUCAAUAUCAACAGGGACCACAAACAGAUUGCCUGGCCUGCCACCUUCUCCAAGAAGGAUGAAUGCAAGUGGGCAGGAAAAGAUCUUGGGAAAGAGUGUUCUAACUUCAUCCGGGUCCUCCAGCCCUACAACCAGACCCACCUGUACAUCUGCGGCACAGGAGCCUUCCACCCCAUCUGUGCUUAUCUGGAAAUGGGCAAGAGGGCAGAGGACAAUAUCUUCCGACUGGCCACGCAAUUUGAGAACGGCCGUGGGAAAAGCCCCUACGACCCCAAAAUGCUCUCGGCGUCACUUCUGAUCGAUGGAGAGCUGUAUUCUGGCACAUCUGCUGAUUUCAUGGGGAGGGAUUUUGCCAUUUUCCGAACACUUGGGGAUCAUCACCCAAUCAGAACGGAACAGCACGAUUCAAGAUGGCUGAACGACCCCCGAUUCAUAAGCAUACACUUGAUCCCUGAAAGCGACAACCCUGAAGACGACAAGCUCUUCCUGUUUUUCAAAGAGAAUGCCAUGGAUGGAGAGCACACCGGGAAGGCCACUAUCGCCAGGAUAGGACAACUGUGUAAGAAUGACAUGGGAGGUCACCGGAGCCUGGUGAACAAGUGGACCACUUUCCUGAAAGCCCGGCUCAUCUGUUCCGUUCCUGGCGUCAACGGCAUCGACACACACUUUGACGAACUACAGGACGUGUUUCUUAUGAGCUCUAAAGACCCYAAAAAUCCAGUAAUCUACGCUGUGUUCACCACAUCCAGCAACAUAUUUAAAGGCUCAGCAGUUUGUAUGUAUAACAUGGCAGACAUUAGGAGGGUUUUCCUGGGCCCCUACGCCCACAGAGAUGGGCCCAACUAUCAAUGGGUGCCUUUCCAAGGGAGGGUCCCCUACCCUCGGCCUGGAACUUGCCCCAGCAAGACAUUCGGAGGCUUCGACUCCACCAAAGACCUUCCCGAUGAUGUCAUCACCUUCGCCAGGGGUCACCCUGCCAUGUACAACCCAGUGCACCCGAUUGGGGGGCGCCCCAUCAUGGUUCGAACAGAUGUGGACUACCAGUUCUCCCAGCUGGUGGUGGACAGGGUGGAAGCCGAGGACGGGCAGUAUGAUGUCAUGUUUAUUGGAACAGAUGUGGGAACUGUAUUGAAAGUGGUGACAAUCCCCCGGGAGAGCUGGCACGACUUAGAGGAGGUUGUCCUGGAGGAGAUGACUGUCUUUAGGGAGCCCUCUGCAAUUACUGCUAUGGAGCUGUCAACUAAGCAGCAACAGCUGUACCUCGGCUCAGCUCUGGGCGUAUCGCAGAUGUCUUUACAUCGCUGCGAGGUGUAUGGGAAAGCUUGYGCCGAGUGCUGCCUAGCCAGAGACCCUUACUGCGCUUGGGACGGCGCUGAGUGCUCCAGAUACUUUCCUACUGCCAAGAGGAGAACCAGGCGGCAAGACAUCAGAAACGGGGAUCCUUUGUCUCAGUGCUCAGACCUGCAACAUCAUGACGACGUGGACGGCCUCGGAGGCAGCGUGGAGGACMGGAGUGUGUUUGGCGUGGAGAACAGCAGCAUGUUUCUGGAAUGCAGCCCCAAGUCUCAGAGAGCGCUCAUCUACUGGCAGCUGCAAAGAGCCAACGAUGACCGCAAGCAAGAGAUUAAGAUGGAUGACAGGGUGCUUCGCACAGACCAGGGUCUCCUGAUCCGCAGCCUGAGCCAGUCCGACACCGGAGUCUACCACUGCCAGGCCGUCGAACACGGCUUCAUUCAGCCUCUGCUGCGACUCAACCUCCAGGUUAUCCCCACACACAAACUGGGGGACAUUCUGCCCGGACCUCCUGGUGCGGGCGGCGGCUUAGGCCACUCAGCCAAGCACAGGGUGUGGUACCGAGACUUCCUGUCCCUGCUGGACCACCCGGAGCUGAACAGCGUGGAGGAGUUUUGCGACCGAGUUUGGAAGAAGGAGCGCAAACAGAAGAAAGCAAAGACUCCCAACGGGAACAAUCAGGGCAAACCAGACAGCGCUGGCGUCUUGAACUCCCCGUUGCGGCCCAAAGCUUCGGCCCCCAACRCUCAGAAGCAGCAAGCCAGUCCCCCACACAGCAGGCCGUGGCUUCAGGCCGGAGCUUCUACGGGUGUCGGGCAAACACGGAGCCAGAAUACCCAGAAAGGCCAACCGAAUCUGAGCACGAUAAGCAGCCAGGCCGCCAAGAGCAACCAGAAGAGCCAAAACGGGCAGAAGGGGCAGGGCGGACUAGUUGGCUCGCAGGUCACCGGGGGGUCUCGGGCAGGCAGCCAACACGCAGCCAAGUGGAGACGGCUGCAGGAAAAUAAGAAGGGACGCAACAGGAGGACCCAUGAGCUCCAAAGACCACCGCGCAGUGUUUGAGAGAUGCACACCCAAACUUAACAUACAUAAAGCACAAAGCCAUGCAUCUACUAAAACACGCUCCGAGUUCCAGCUGACCUCCUCAUAGCAGCAAUCCAUCCUGCUCACUUCUUUUAUUAGCUAAAAUAUGUGAACUGCACCCAUGAAACAAGGAAAAAACAAGGACACACAAAGGCACAAACCUGUGAAAAAAGACUGAAAAGGACUGAAACGCAGGAAAACUGUAAACGUGUGAGGAUGUUGUUUUUUUCCACUUCCUGUACAUAAGCUACUAAAAAAAGACCGGGACAAAAAUGUUAUUUGUCAAUAAAAGAGUGGAUUUGAGACGCUGAGAGGACACGUUAGGUGUGCAGACACGUACUGGAACAGAAACAUUCACUGGGACCUACUGCCCGUCCUGGAAACUGGUUCCGAACUCUCRUUCUAAAGCUAGUUUUAGAGAGGAAUAAAAAAAAGAAAAGCAGAGGAGCGGCAGCACCCUUAAAAAGAGAAGGGUUCAUCUCUGUGUGCAUGGCUUGCACCAUGUUAAAAGACAAAAAGAAAAAUAGUUACAUAAAACAUGCAAAUUCAUGCCACUGUGCAGACCUCCAUCAUAACUUCUCCUCUGAGGCUGGAGAAGCACCGUGCAUGUUGUCAGUGUUUUAAUAAGCUAAUUAUUUGUUUUACACCCCACAGAAAAACACUCCUUUUAUCAUUUUUGUUCCUUUCCAAACCUGCUCUGCUAUUUUACGGGUUAAGUUUCAGGUUUUUAAUCAUCCAAAAAUCCCUCCUGCUCCUUUCAAGUAACUUAUUCUUAUUUUGUUUACCAGAAAUUUAUCAAACUGGGACACAAAUCCCAGUUCAAGGCUAUGCUUUAAAAAAAAGCAGUCUGAAACAAAGCUGCCAGUUUUUUGUGUACAUAUAUACAACAAAUUGAAUUCUCUGUGUAUAUACAGUACAAAAACAGUACAAGAGCACUACUUGACUAUUAUUUAUUGCUCAUUGUUUUGUGAAACGGUUGCAUUUAUUUUUGAUAAUUUUGGUAUAUUUCUCUCAUCAGUAUUCUGGAGAAUCGACAGCAGCAGCAACAAAACCACACAAACGGACCAAGGUUGUUUUGUAGAAUCCCUCAUUUUGAGGACGUAAGGGUUGAUUAAAUCGAACGACUUUUUUGUGUUCAUAAACCACGUUUGACAACAGUAAGCACAAAUUUUUUAUUAUUAUUUUUUGUCCCAGAUCCAUCGGACAUGUCUUCAUUUCACCCCGUAGCUGUUAUACGUGUAAGAUAAAUCUCCCAACGUGAAAAACAUUAGCUGUGAAUCUCUGUAAGAAAUAGUGGAGAAACGUUUUAAAUCUAGUCUGAGGAGAAGACACAUUAUACUGCAUGUGAAUGCUACCUACAGUAAGUGCAUCUUUUUCUAUUGUCUUUUUACGUGUUUUUGUGUGCGAGGUUAAAAAUGCCCUUAAUUAAAGCAAGGUGUGAAUUACUUUUUUUUUUGUCCUUACUUUUUUUGUUGUUUUUUGUUGUUUUUUUGCCAAAACGGUGAUAACUAAUAAUCUGGCCAAAACAGAAGUAUUUCCAAGCUCCCUUCAUCUUUGAUUCAAAGAUGGUGCCUAAUGUCCCUCCUCCUCAACACUCGAGUGUCGAUGCAAUAAAUGCUCAUUUGCGAGAGCUGAGAGWUACGGCUGCUGUAACGCAGUUCCUUCUGGCAUGCAUUCAGUUGUCGAAAUAAACAUCUCUGUUACCAAAAGAAAAAAA
Molecule: messenger RNA, 5364 nt
Organism: Austrofundulus limnaeus
Lineage: Eukaryota; Metazoa; Chordata; Actinopteri; Cyprinodontiformes; Rivulidae
Gene: sema3aa
Product: sema domain, immunoglobulin domain (Ig), short basic domain, secreted, (semaphorin) 3Aa
Exons: 17
Coding region: 1032-3626 (864 amino acids)
Biological process (GO): motor neuron axon guidance; negative chemotaxis; neural crest cell migration
Cellular component (GO): axon; plasma membrane; glutamatergic synapse
Molecular function (GO): semaphorin receptor binding; neuropilin binding; chemorepellent activity
Source: RefSeq, a predicted model, not a curated record